Molecule: messenger RNA, 4119 nt
Organism: Mycosarcoma maydis (corn smut)
Lineage: Eukaryota; Fungi; Basidiomycota; Ustilaginomycetes; Ustilaginales
Exons: 1
Coding region: 1-4119 (1372 amino acids)
Biological process (GO): transcription-dependent tethering of RNA polymerase II gene DNA at nuclear periphery; protein import into nucleus; RNA export from nucleus
Cellular component (GO): nuclear pore inner ring; nuclear pore
Molecular function (GO): structural constituent of nuclear pore
Source: RefSeq, a predicted model, not a curated record
AUGAUGCCUGCUGAUCCUUACUCGCUCGAAUCCCUGCGUGAGGCAGAGGAAACCUUCCGACGUUGCGAACAGGGUCGCAUCGCUCUUCCAGAAGUAAAGCAGCGCACUCCAACACGCGAUGCUCCCUACCAACAACACCGUCUCGAUCCAUGGGUUGGCUUUGACAAGUCCAGAACCCUUCCCAUUCCACCAGACGUAUUCACUGGAAUCAAGAGUGCCAGUCCGACAGCAACACAGUCCCUGUUUCCAGCCAUACGUAGAGCCUGCAUCACGGUCGACAACAAGGUCUAUCUCUGGUCUUACCUCGAAGGUCAAGCUGCUUUCGAAUUCUACUGUGUUCCCGACGAUCAGGUCGUCAUUGCUGCUAGCGUACUGCCAGUAAGAUCUGGCGUAUUUGCCGAUAUAGUCACUCAUGUGCUUGUACUUAGCAUCGGAACAUCUGUGCGCGAGGGAAAGUACAUCAAAGUGCUCGGGCUCUCCUAUACGCAGAAUGGGGAUCACUCCAAAGUCGAGGUUCUCGAAGCAGGCAUGAGCGCCAACACCAACGGCGUCAUUCUUGACAACAUCACUGGCACCGAUACCGGACGCAUCUUUGCUACCGGCUCCGACCACUGCCUCUACGAGCUCGUCUACCAGAGGAACGAGGGCUGGUUCACCAGUAAGUGCUACUUGCGCAACAUCACCAACCCACGCCUCUCGAAUCUCUUGCCAACAUUUGUAAAAGCCGACAAAAAGCUCCUCUACAUUACGGUGGACAAUGCUCGGCAGCUUGUGUAUACGCUUCGCCAAGGUGACUUGAUUGAGGUCUUCAGCCUGUCAUCCAAAGAUCCCUCCUCAGCACCGGAAAGGCGCGGUCAGACCGUGGGUACCUCUGGACAGCAAGGUACACCCCAUGCUCGCUAUGACGUAGGCUCCAUCGUGUGGAUUGGACCUGUAGAACGCGAGGCUCGCUUCAACGUCGUUCUGCUCGCGGUCACCGAUCGCGGCUACCGCAUCUUCCUCGACAACUUCCAAGGGCGUUCCGAGCCUGCCAUCACGGUUCGUGCUCCACCCGCUCUGCAGCAGCCUCCUGGUGUCGCUUCUUCUGCGAACCCUGCCGGCUACUCGCAACAACAGGGUCCACAGCAGCAACAGUCACUCGUACAGCAGCAAACCAUCACCAGAGCCGUUUCCUCUGUCUUCUAUGCGGGCGAUGUCUUCAUGAUGGGCUUCAACUACAACAACCUUCCGUGUCAAAUCUGCUGCAUCACGCCAUCACUCAAUGCGAAUACCACCACCACCGGUCCUGUCGAGAAGGCUACGUUCAUCGACCUGGAAUUGACUCUGAGCACGCCCAUAUUUGCCGAAGCUCCGCCCAGUCGCAAACCCACGCAGAUCACCGACAACGGUGAACUGGUACGAGCUACUUAUGCUCAGAACCUUCGACCGCCUCGCAGCUUCCUUGUGCUCGACAACAACGGUCUCACCGAGCUGGUCGAGCGUCGUCCUGUCGACACGCUGCGUGGUUUGCUUGAGUCCGGUACGCCCGUCAACAGCGCUGCCAUGAUGCAGUUCUUUGGCUCUUUCGGCUCGAUAGAGGCUUGCGAGACCGCUCUCGCUAUUGUGGCUCACAACUCGCAGGUGGCUGCUCCCCGUGUCACCAUCGGCUCUUCCGCCGGAGUCGCCGCAGGUGUUGCCCAAACCGUCUCGGAAGAGGUUGUCGCGCUCGCAUCUCGAGUCUUCUUUAGCCAGUACGGCUCGUGGCCUGCCGACACAACCGUCUCGGCCGCUCUAUCUACCCCAAGGACGUCGCGCCAUGACGGUCUAGCGCUCUACAUUGGCUGCAUUCUCAAGCGUGUCUGGGAUCGCGCUAUCAUGCCUGCUGAGCCCGUCAAAUCAGGAACCAAGCCAGCUGCACCUGCAGCCUCUAGCAGCGCUCUCACCACUUACCGCGCUGCCGGCAUAGCGGGGAGCACGUCGACUGGUCCUAAGCUACCGCUCCGAAAGGAAGACCUGGAAGAGACGCUUCAAGAUCUGGUUCCGCUCCACGAUUUUAUGCAGCAGAGCGCAAAGUUGUUUGGUGUUGGCGGCUCGUCGGCGGCGAAUCGGAGCUUUGUCAAUGGCGUCGGUUACGACCAGGAGCGAGCGGCCAAGCUAGACCAGGAGAGCUUCAGCAGACUCAAAGCGCUCGUGUCGAGGGCAACGGAGGCUACCAACUUUAUGCUCUUCCUUAUCGACCAUGGUUUGAAGGCUCUGUUGGAUGCAUGCUCUGCCGAAGCCAAGGAUGUGAUCGUGAAUUUGCGUUUCGGCGAGCUGAUCACGUCGGAACAAGGUAAACGUGCCUCUAAGGAGCUCGUCACCGCGCUGAUCGAGGCACGCAUCGGAGCGCAGGUCAGCAUUGAUGCCGUGGCCGACGCUUUGCAGGCUCGAUGCGGAAGCUUCUGCUCCGCUGACGAUGUUCGACAGUACAAGGCUACCGAAUGCAUCCGUCGAGCCAAAGAGGCGCGCGCCGAACAGGACAAGAUGGACAACCUACGUAUGAGCCAAAAGCUGCUUGCCAAGGGCGCAAGUCAGUUGUCGUUGGAAAAGCUGCGCGGUGUCUGUCAAGACUAUGGAUCGCUCGGUUACGCGACUGGUGCGAUCGAACUGGCUCUUCAGUGUGCUGCGGAAUGGGAUCCUUCUGGCAUUGCUGCUUGUUAUCUGGCCGAAGGUAGCCCGGAAGGGUCUGAGCACCGAGCGCGUCGCGAAGUGGCGGAUCGACUCAAGCAGGCGUACCAGCUAGUGUUUGACACGCUGCAAGAGCUCGAUGAGCGUCUCGAUGCUGCGUACAACGUUGGAGCUGAUGAAGCGCAGGUGCGACUAGCGAUCAACACGAGCGAUAAGGCACGCACCGAGGCGUAUGCGCGUGCGGAAGCUUGGCAGGAUGCGCUCUUCCACGAAUGCAUGUACGAGUGGCUGAUAGAACGCAAGAUGACGGAUCAGCUGCUUUCGAUGCGGACACCUUAUCUGGAGCAGUUUCUCGUCAAACGACCCACUGGCGUCAAGGCACACGAUGCUGCGUUUCUGCGAACGUUGCGAAACUUGCUCUGGCAGUUGUACGUGCGUCACGGCGAAUAUUUUGCAGCUGCCCAAGUUUUGGAUGCGUUGGCGCACUCGAAGGAGUUUGCACUGGAUCUGCGCGAUCGGAUCGAGUACCUAGCUCUAGCAGUGGGCAACGCCAAGUCGGUUUCACCAUCGCACGUUGAGGCGAACGAGGUGGUGACAUUCCUCUCGCAGGCCGAAGACUCGCUGGAAGUAGCGCAGAUUCAAGCGCGAGUUCUGCAGGCGCUGCAACAGGUCGGACCGGACGAGCUGGAUGCGGAACGAUGUGCGCUGCUCGCCGAUUCGAUCGAGUGGCUCGACGAGGAGCUUCUGGAUCUUUCGACGCUCUACAAGAAGCUAGCCGAGCCAUUUGAGCUACUGGAAGAGCAGCUGGCGAUGAUUGCGUCUGCCGAGCUGCACGAUGUGGCGUUGGUGUCGGAGCUGUGGAUUGGGUUGAUAUGCAAGCAGCACGCCAGCAGUCGCGACGAGGACGCGUACAAGGCGAUCUCGGCGCUGACCGUGCAACUCUUCACGCGGCUGGAUCGGAGUGAGGUGGCGUGUCCGAUGGACAACGUGUUUGACUUGCUCUUGAGGUACGCAUACGAGCAGAUGCGUCCGGAGGGCGAGGUGCGCGACGAGAGUGUUCCUGCUGGCUUCGCAAGGCGAGUUGGCAACCAAGAUCACACGCGAUCCACGCUCGACAUCCCGCAAGGUUGGGCGAGUGAAACAAUGCUUCGGGCGACCGGUGCGCCCGAGCUGAUUCUCGACAUCCUCGAGUCCGCGCUGGCCACCAGGCCGCAACCGUGGAACAGUGUGCGCGGACAUACGUUCCUCUACGCCGAAGUCGCCGAAUUCGCCCGCACAUGGAUUCAGCUCUCCACCACAUCGCCCCUCGCAUCUUCAGCCGCUAGACGUGACUUGGGCUUCGCCACCCAUCUCGCCCCACUCACCACGGUCCAAGUGCACAGACUUUCCGCUCUGCUCAAUUCCAUCAUCCAACAUUCCUCCGCCGCCGCCUCCGCCCGCAGCGCGUUGGAUCUCCUCAAGCUCUAUUACUAG